AUGGUUACGAUUAGGAAAGGGGACAAGGACAAAACGGCAUUCGUGACAUUUUUCGGGCUCUAUCCAUUUUUACGUAUGUCCUUCGGUAUGCGGAACUUUCUCACGACGUUGCAGCAGUUGAUUGACCGAUUCAAGGCUGGACUCCCAGACGUGUAUAUCGCUUAUAUGUAUGAACGAUUUCAUCCUGUUGAGCGCAAACAGGCAGAAGUGCGUAUUCGCCUGCUCCCAAAUAAAGUUCCUAGGCCACAUUUCGCGAAUGGGGAAAUAUCGCCUCAUCCCGUGAAGAUCUCCGCUAUAAUUCAGCUGGCACCGCCAGUUGACGUAAACCAGCCGAUGUUGUUUCUGCAAACAUGUAGCUGGUUCAGCUGGUUUAUUCCAGGGUUUUCAGGUGUCGCCGAACCACUUACUCGGUUGACGAAGAGGAAAGCUCAACGGAUGCCAGUGCUUACGCAAAUGGUGCAUGCUUGUUGCGGGAGGAAGACGGCUCCUGAACGCAAUUACACAACUAUGGACCGAAAAGCCUAG
Molecule: messenger RNA, 525 nt
Organism: Zophobas morio
Lineage: Eukaryota; Metazoa; Arthropoda; Insecta; Coleoptera; Tenebrionidae
Exons: 3
Coding region: 1-525 (174 amino acids)
Source: RefSeq, a predicted model, not a curated record